Caenorhabditis briggsae is the source of this 528-nucleotide messenger RNA. Bases 1 to 528 code for a protein of 175 amino acids. NCBI's taxonomy places the organism in Eukaryota, Metazoa, Nematoda, Chromadorea, Rhabditida, Rhabditidae. The transcript has 3 exons. The record is from RefSeq and is a predicted model, not a curated record. Gene Ontology annotation, biological process: mitochondrial electron transport, cytochrome c to oxygen.
AUGAUGCUGCCACGAUUGGCUCUCCGCGCCAUCCACACCACCACCCGCGUCGCCGGAGGACAAGAAUUCUAUUGGGGACCAGCCAAGGCCGCCGGACGUGAGCUCGUCGGAUACGGAGCCAACGGAGACAACAUCUACCAAGAUCGUCUCGAUUACUGGUAUCCAGCUAUCAGAUUCCGCAAGGAAGACGGCGUCAUUACUCCAAUCCGCGCAAAGGAACAGGCUGACUGGAAGAACUUGUCUGCUGAGGAGAAGAAGCUUUUGUACCGCUACAGCUUCCGCCAAACACUCUCCGAGUUCGAGGCUCCAACUGGAUACUGGAAGGUCAUCGGUGCCGUUAUCCUCUCAGUCCUUGGAUUGUGCACAUACUACGCUGUCCUUCUUAACGUCUACGUCUAUCCAGAGCUUCCACCAACCUUCCAGAACGAGUACAAGGAAGCCCAAGUCGAGCGUGCUUUGGUGCUCGAGAAGGGACAAUUCCUCGGAGCCCCAACCAAAUACGAUUACGAGAACCAGAAAUGGAAGUAA